Molecule: messenger RNA, 2412 nt
Organism: Centropristis striata (black sea bass)
Lineage: Eukaryota; Metazoa; Chordata; Actinopteri; Perciformes; Serranidae
Product: serine/threonine-protein kinase fray2-like
Exons: 6
Coding region: 335-1312 (325 amino acids)
Source: RefSeq, a predicted model, not a curated record
CAACACAGAGAUGAAGCGUCGGGUUGUUCACACUCCGUCCAGGAGGUGGCGCGCUGAUUUAAAUCCCCUGUGAAUGACUUGGAAAUUUGCUGAGGAAACCAAACAGCUCGGUGGUUUAGACGCAGCGCGCCAGUAAAAACUUGGUGAAAAUGUUAGCUCCAUAGACUUUAUAUAAAUAGGUUAGCUCACUGCCCGACAGUUUGUUCUCGGUGAGUUGGUGGUUAGCAGAUUUAAAGCCCAUUUCAGCAUUGCCUCGUGCCUUCCCCUUAAAGAAAGUGGAGUCGUCCAACGGAGAAGGCGUUGAUAUCCACUCCUCCACUGGAGUUGCUGUGAGAUGAUGCAGUCAAACAGGUCUGCGUACAGUAACAAGAGGCAGUACAGUGACAGAAGUGCAAGGCAGUGGGACGACUAUGACGACAGAAGGGAAGAAAGGCGUGAACCUCACAGAGUUAUACCACAGGACUCUUAUCAAAAAUAUGGUGGAGAUAAAUGUAGUAGCACAGAGAGGACAAGAAGUAGAGAGUACAGUGACUCACCUAAGAUACAGUACAGCCAAGACUCAUCAAACAGAGAAUGGAGCACAAAGAGCUCAUUAAGGAGACGCAAUUCCUCACCUGACUGGGGUUCUUCUGAAAAGAAAAGGCGAAGGUAUACAGUGGAUGAUAAAGAUGAUUACAGAUACAGGCGCGAGCCAGAGGACAAUAAAAACAGGCAGUCACCAGACAGUUUUUCACGUGCACAUGUAAUCAAGGAGCAUAAACAUACACAACCACAGGAAGAGGAUUUCAAAUACAGGAAAACCCCUCAAGACUCCAGACACAGGUAUCGCCAUGAGGAGUUCAACUUGAGGCAGCAACAUGAUGACUCAGGUUGCAGACAAUCUUCAGGUUAUUACAAAGAUAGAGAUGGUCGUGAAAGGAGCCGAGACCGUUCACAAGGGAGGACACGAUCACAAGAUCACUUUAUGAAGAGUUAUGCCAAACCCAGACAAAGGAAUCACAGUCCCUCUGCAGAUCAUGAUGAUCAUCAUCAAAACAGAAGAAGGUUUCCGUUGAACGGAUCUCGUGAACAGUCUUUUGAGAGUGAUGCCACCAACCCGGAGCAGAAGUCAGCCGUGGGUUUCCAGCGUUUCCUUGAUGUGCUCAACAAGGGCGUGAAUGUCGCCACGCUCACCAAGAUAGUGUCCCAGACCUCCACAGAAGCAGUGAUGGUCUUUCAGCUCUUCAAACAGAUGGAUUCUGGCUGGCAAAAGGUGCACUCGCGGGUAUUGCUUUCACUAGAUCUACUCACUGGAUAUAUGCUGUUGCUAUAAGCUUUUGUCUCACAAGCUAUUUUCCUACCCUUCCACUUUCUGCACUAUCUAUUUUUGUUACAUCCUGUUCUUAAUACUUCCCAAGGCAGAUUGUUUUGAAGAAAUACAAAUGCUAAUGAAUACAAAAUAGCUGGAGCGUGUUUCCCUAUUGCAGAUGCAAUAGGAAUCAAUAUCGGUAUCUGCAGUUUUUCCACUUUUAGUAUCGAAUCACAUAGUAACUGAAAAAAGGUGAACCAGUGCAUCUUAUAUACCAUAACGGAAUUCUUUUCUUUUUAAUUAAACCGAAAGACAUGGCUGCAGCAGUUUCCAGAAAGAGAAAGCUGCAGUGACAACUGGGCAGUCUGUUAGCUUGUUGCUGUAGCUACCAAUGUUAAAUGUUCUGUUUUCAACAAUAUUAGGCUGAAAAUAACAUGCAUGCAGGCUGACAUUCAACUGUGGGGAUUAAAGGGAAACUUUGAGUCACUGCAGCGCAGGCAGUAGGCCUGGGCCCAGUUACUGCGCCCACAGUACCACAGUGGCCGGAACCGGUGGACUUUUGCAUACUCCUCCACCCAACCAGCUGUGGCAAAUAUUUGAUAUUGAUUACUAGUGAGGCUUUGGAGCCCAAAAAAAUGGCAUUUGGGAAAGUCCUACAAAACACAAAUUAAACAUCGAAUCAGAGAAAAUGAACAUUAAACACUUGCAAGCAGUUUGUCCAGCAGCAACAAAAAGUAAAGAAAAAAAUGACAGACAAUGAAAUAAACAGACCACAAGUCUAUUGAGAAGCCUCUAGAUGGAGCUCUGUCCAUUGCCCAGGCUGUUUAUAUACUCAUAGCACAAUGUCAUGCUGAAGAAAAACUGUGUGAACAAAGUGUUUGAAAAACUUUGUCCUCUGUUGUUUUUCAAAUUUUCUUCAAACACUUAUGAUUUAAUACAUUGUAAUGUUUGUUUCCAUCACAUUUGUCUAUAUGCUGGACACUGGCCUUUUUCCUGAUAAAACAUCAUCACAGUGUCCAGUCUUCUCUGUCAGAUUAACAUCUUUUCUUUUUGUGUACACAUGCAGAAAAUGAUUUUGUAAAUACUUGAAUAGCAUAAUAAUAAACACAGUGAUUCUAAGUAAA